This is a messenger RNA of Babesia bovis T2Bo, 479 nucleotides long. Its product is annotated as putative 60S ribosomal protein L32. Gene Ontology annotation, cellular component: ribosome; cytosolic large ribosomal subunit. The transcript has 2 exons. Gene Ontology annotation, biological process: translation. Lineage: Eukaryota; Apicomplexa; Aconoidasida; Piroplasmida; Babesiidae. Gene Ontology annotation, molecular function: structural constituent of ribosome. The record is from RefSeq and is a predicted model, not a curated record. Bases 56 to 454 code for a protein of 132 amino acids.
ACGACAUAACAGCGACACCAUUAUAAAUAGAUCUUUAUCGUAACAUCUGGGAACCAUGGCUGUCAGGGUCUUCAGAGGUUUGGUCCACAAGAGGACCAAAAAGUUCAGACGUUUCCAGUCUGACCGCUUCAAGCGUGUCAAGGAAAGCUGGAGGAAGCCCAAGGGUAUUGAUUGUCGUGUUAGGCGUCGUUUUAAGGGUACCGUCCUUACUCCUAAAAUCGGUUACGGUACUGACAAGAGGACUCGCCACAAGCUGCCCAGUGGCUACUACAAGGUUGUUGUCAACAACCCGGCAGAGGUUGACAUUUUGCUUAUGCACAACAAGACCCAUGUGGCCGAGAUUGCGCACAGCGUCUCCGCUAAGAAGAGGCGUGUCAUCGUUGACCGUGCCAAGAAGCUUGGUAUCAAGGUCACCAACGCCGGUGCUAGGCUGAGAGUUGAAGAAAAGGAGUAACCUAGUUUAAUUUGCUCCUUGUUAU